UGAACGCACUCCUAGUUGUUGACCCUUCCGUUUUUGUAUUGAUUCCAAACUCAAAAAACAAACAAACAGAGAAGAAAGUCCCCACCCCACCGAUCAAAAUCAUUUCGAAUCACACACUCCGGCCGCGAGCCCUCAGCCGGCCUUUACAGAUCACCACUUCAAAUCAAAUCCUCCCCCCCCCCCCCCCCCCCACCCCACAAUUCCCUUUUACCCCACCUUCCUCCCCUGUUUCAAACCCCCUCUAAAAAACCAACAUACCCUUCACACACCCUAUAUACACCUACUACUCCUAUACGUAUUGGAGAGAGAGAGAGAGAGAGAGAGAGAGAGAGAGAGAGAGAGAGAGAGAGAGAGAGAGAGAGAGAGAGAUGUAUAAUAAUUCUCGUGGGCGAGUGGCGGAGGAAGACGGAAAUCAAGAGGAGGCAGAGCUUAGCGAGAAGCAGAAGAAAGAGAUCGCCAAAUGGUUCCUCCUCAACGCCCCUGCCGGCGAAAUACAAUACGUAGCCAAAGAUAUUAGAUCGGUUUUGGAUGACGACAAUGUGUACAACGCGGCGGCCUCGGAGGCAUUUCCUUUGCACAACAAGUCUCACUUGAUAUCUCUCAAACUGCCCGGCAAGAGUGAAGAUGUUCUAAUUACGUCCUUUGGUGAGAUAGAUGAGAACGAAUAUAUUGAGCCUAGGACUGCCCAAGUCGCUAGAGUUGACCAUGUCAAGCAAGUUUGUACAGAAGUGAGACCAGCGACUGAUGAAGAACUGCCAUCCCCCUAUGUUGAGGAUUAUCGAUGUGCGCUAGAUGCUGAAAUUAUGAAAUAUGUUGGUGAAGCUUAUCCAAAAGGUGUAUGUUCAGUUUACUGUGCCAGAGGAAAAGAUGUGGAAGAACCAGGAUCUGAUUUUGAGCUUGUUGUUGUAAUUUCAGCUGCUCGACAUAGCCCGCAGAAUUUCUGCAAUGGAAGCUGGCGCUCCAUAUGGAAUGUGGAGUUUAAAGAUGACGUACAGAUAGUGGAAGUGAGAGGCAGAAUGCAGGUAGGUGCCCACUACUUUGAAGAGGGAAAUGUCCAGUUAGAUGCGAAACAUGAAUUCCAGGAUUCAACGUUGUUCCAGUCUCCUGAUGACUUAGCCGUUUCUUUGACCAACAUUAUUCGCCAUCACGAGACAGAGUACCUUGCUUCUCUUCAGGCAUCCUACUCAAAUUUGCCAGAUACCACAUUCAAGGAUCUUCGAAGGAAGCUUCCGGUUACCCGAACUCUGUUCCCAUGGCACAACACCUUGCAAUUUAGCCUUACAAGAGAUAUCAGUAAAGAACUGGGAAUUGGAAAGUGAAAUACGAUGAUAGACGACAUAUAUUUCCUCGUUUUCUUGGAACUGAUGCCUUACAAUGGCCAUCUGAUUCAUUUUUUCUUUCCCAUUUUCUCUUUGGGAAGUUUGGAAUCGGGUGUUCUUUGAGGUGUUCAUGGUAUCGGUGUUUCAGUGCCAUUAUUGGUGCAUUCAGUUGUAUUCUUGAUGGUUCUUGUUCUGAAAGCUGUAGAGAACUGUCGUGGUGGAGUAUUAGUUUUGAUUGGUUGAUAUUGCUCAUCUCUUUGUAUAUCUGUGAGAUGUCAGUUGAUAUUAUUUCUGGCAAGUUUUCCUCU
This is a messenger RNA of Rhododendron vialii, 1627 nucleotides long. Its product is annotated as F-actin-capping protein subunit alpha. Gene Ontology annotation, molecular function: actin filament binding. NCBI's taxonomy places the organism in Eukaryota, Viridiplantae, Streptophyta, Magnoliopsida, Ericales, Ericaceae. The transcript has 10 exons. The record is from RefSeq and is a predicted model, not a curated record. Gene Ontology annotation, biological process: actin cytoskeleton organization; barbed-end actin filament capping. The coding region runs from base 369 to 1319 and encodes 316 amino acids. Gene Ontology annotation, cellular component: actin cortical patch; F-actin capping protein complex.